AUGGGAAACCCGAGAUAAACAAUUGGCGGCCCCGACAACCGUUAGUCCUCGCGGGAAGGUUGCGAAGAAUACGGACUGCUUACCAAACUGGUGUCCCUGUUCUGAUCAUUUCCAGAGACACGCGUGAACCAUGGCAGAAAACGCAGAGACCGAGGAAUCGGGAAUAUCGAUGGUUGAGGUACUACAGGAAGAGGAAGAGAGGCAGUUGAAUGCGGCAGCUGUCUUGGGAGCUGCUGACGACACCCGCUGCACAUACGACCAGGGGUACAUGAAGAGACAGGCUUUGUAUGCAUGUAUGACCUGCUGCCCUGCUGAUGGAGAACAGCAGGCGGGUGUGUGUUUGGCAUGCAGCUACCAUUGCCAUGAGGACCAUGAUCUUGUGGAGCUGUACACCAAGAGGAACUUUCGUUGUGAUUGCGGCAAUUCAAAGUUUCCUCACAAUCCAUGCAAGCUACUGAAGGAGAAACUGGCUGAGAAUUCAGAGAACAGGUACAACCAUAAUUUCCGAGGGGUUUACUGCACCUGUAACAGACCUUAUCCUGAUCCUGAGGAUCCAAAUGAAGAUGAGAUGAUCCAGUGCUGUCUCUGCGAAGAUUGGUACCAUGGAAAGCACCAAGGUGGCAGUGCUCCUGCAGCUGAAAUGUUUAGUGAUAUGAUCUGUACCCAGUGCCUCCCCAAACAUGAGUUCCUUGCUUAUUUUGUGGGUCUAGCAGUGACUGCUAUAGUAGAAGAAGAGGCAAAGACUAAAAUUGACAAUGAAAAUUCUCCCAGUAAGAAUACUCAGAUGUCUUCUCAUGUGGCUUUUCCACCAUCUCCUGCUGAAAGUUACAUGCUGGAGGAAGGCGCAAGUUACCCAACAGAUGGUGUUAUGUUUAUCACGGGCAGCCCACGGUCCGGAGCAGACAGUUCUAGCGUCUCAGGGACUCCACUGCUCACUGCCUUCUCAUCAGGUUCCUCUAAAAAAUUGUGUGCACAUCAGGAAUGCAGCAGGGCUCUUCCUAAUGUCUCCUAUGAUCUUUGUACUGAAGAGUCAAGGAUUACAUUUGGCACAGAUGAAUCUUCCUCUAAGACAACACAGGAUGAAGUAAAGAAUGAAGAAAAAAAAGUUUGGCAUCAAAGUGAAAACAUUAAGGAAAUGGAAUCUAAGGAAGAUUCAAAGGAAACUGGUGCUGAGAAAUCUCAAAAAUCAGAUUGUAAGCUGAUCAGCAUGACAAAACAUACCUUACCCAAGGGAGCUCUUUUUUUUCCAAACUCAUGGAGACAACAGCUCUGUGUUUGUGAAAAUUGCAAGGCAACCUAUAAGGAUGAAGGUAUUGUCUUUCUCCUUGAUGAUGAAGAUACUGUCAAUUUCUAUGAAGAAAGUGGCAAGUCUCAUCAGCCAAGUAGCAGUGCACCUGUACAGAGAGAGCUGGAAGCCCUCUCCUCUCUUGACCGUGUUGUGCGGACAGAGAUGGUUCAUGAGUACAACAAUCUGAGUUCAUCACUCCGUGAAUACCUUCGUAAGUUUGCUGAGAGCAAAAAGGUGGUGCGAGAUGAAGACAUACGAGAGUUCUUCUCUCAGCUUGCAGCCAACAAAAAACAAAAACCAAAUUCAGGGGUGCAGCUGUUUUGCAGAUGAAUUUUCUCAAGGAUAUGAUGGACUUGAUUAAAAUCAAGAAUAUUUAUGAUGAAGUUGAAACAACCUCAAUCAAGUAUGUAUUUGUUGUAUGUGCUGUGAAAAUUCAAAAUCAAAUGUUAAUUUUGCUAAAUCCAUAGUAGAUUUACUAAUUGCUGUAAGAUUCCUAAUGAAGUUGGAUUUACAAUUAAGUGUGUACAAUAUUAAGAAAUGCAAGGUUAAUCUGUAAUAAAUGUAUGAGGCAAA
Messenger RNA from Portunus trituberculatus (swimming crab), 1861 nucleotides. Its product is annotated as putative E3 ubiquitin-protein ligase UBR7. The transcript is spliced from 12 exons. Gene Ontology annotation, cellular component: cytoplasm. Gene Ontology annotation, molecular function: zinc ion binding; ubiquitin protein ligase activity. NCBI's taxonomy places the organism in Eukaryota, Metazoa, Arthropoda, Malacostraca, Decapoda, Portunidae. Bases 131 to 1618 code for a protein of 495 amino acids. The record is from RefSeq and is a predicted model, not a curated record.